UGCGCAUGUGCGGGGUGUCGACCGCGUUAAAUGGCCUCAAAAAUAACUUCCAGACUCUUCGGACUGACUCGCCGGGUCGUUUCCUGCCAUUCCGCCUCCUGCAGCAGCAGCAGCAGCAGCGGACGGUUUCAGGUCCAACAUGACCGCCAGAACCGGCGCUUCACGGUCACUGCGGGCAGCAGCGGCGAAGGGGACAGUGAAUGCGCCGUGCUGCACUACAGGUUCACCGGGCAGAAGGAGGUGGACCUGAUCUCCACGUUCGUCCCUGAAAUGUUUCGAGGCCAAGGCAUUGCUGCUGCCCUGUCCCAGGCAGCCCUGGACUUCCUGGUGGAGGAGAAGCUAAAGGCUCGAGUCUCCUGCUGGUACAUAAAGAAAUACCUUGAUGAGCAGCCGCAGCAGCAGUAUAAAGACUUCAUUAUCUCCUGACUGCAGCCGAUGACUCCAGCAGUCUCUUCAUAACCGACAUCAGAAUCGACUCUACAGGACCAGUGAUGUGUUGCGUAGAAAAUCUCUGCAAAUUUUUAUAAUUUAUUUUUUAUAAUUUCAAAUAUUUGUACAAUUUAUUCUUACUUGUAAGAUUUAAAUUAAUUAAAAACAUAAAAUCAAA
Messenger RNA from Poeciliopsis prolifica (blackstripe livebearer), 607 nucleotides. Its product is annotated as protein NATD1-like. Lineage: Eukaryota; Metazoa; Chordata; Actinopteri; Cyprinodontiformes; Poeciliidae. The transcript is spliced from 3 exons. The coding region runs from base 31 to 426 and encodes 131 amino acids. The record is from RefSeq and is a predicted model, not a curated record.